Corylus avellana is the source of this 1218-nucleotide messenger RNA. The record is from RefSeq and is a predicted model, not a curated record. Lineage: Eukaryota; Viridiplantae; Streptophyta; Magnoliopsida; Fagales; Betulaceae.
AUGGAGAUGACCCCUGCGACUGCGAAAUAUGGUUUGGGCCCAGGAGCGCUUCGCUUGCGCAUGAUUAAUGAAGGUGAUGCUUUGGCUAACAAAUGUAUCAAGAGGCGGCUGAGGGAAUCCCCUGUGCCUGCAAUAAGCUGCAAUAAUGAAGGUGAGCAGCAACAACAACAGAAACAACAACCUACGACGACUACCACUACUGGCGUCAAGAGAAGUUCAAGAUUUCGUGGGGUCAGCAGACAUAGAUGGACUGGACGUUUUGAAGCUCAUUUGUGGGAUAAGGGAUCAUGGAAUCCAACCCAGAGGAAGAAGGGAAAGCAAGUGUACCUAGGGGCUUAUGAUGAAGAAGAAUCUGCUGCAAGAGCAUAUGAUUUGGCUGCCCUCAAGUAUUGGGGAGCAUCAACUUUUACAAAUUUCCCGGUAUCUGAGUACGAGAAAGAAAUAGAGAUAAUGAAGACUGUAUCAAGAGAAGAAUACUUGGCCUCUUUAAGAAGGAGGAGCAGUGGUUUUUCAAGAGGUGUAUCCAAGUAUAGAGGAGUUGCAAGGCACCAUCACAAUGGAAGAUGGGAAGCAAGGAUAGGGGGGGUGUUUGGAAACAAAUAUCUCUACCUUGGAACUUACAGUACUCAAGAGGAGGCUGCUCAUGCUUAUGAUAUCGCAGCAAUAGAGUAUAGAGGCACUAAUGCAGUAACAAACUUCAACUUGAGCACAUACAUUAGAUGGCUAAGAGCAGGUGCCAAUUCUCUUGCUUCCCAAGAACCAAAACCAAUUAUAGAGCCCCAGCCUCGGACAAUGUCCUCUAACCCCAUUUCAAGUGGGGUAACAACCGAUCAACAAUUCAUCUUUCACUCCAAUACCUUGACAGUGGAUGCCAAGGACAAUGCCCUAAGAAAACAGGAAGUUUUUCAAAGUGAAACUAAGUCACCAUCCCCAACUGCACUUGGCCUUCUCCUAAGAUCUUCACUGUUUAUAGAGCUAACAGAGAGGGCUUUGAAUAACACCGACAUGGAAGCCGAAGAGAAUGACACCAAAUUCCCUGUGCAUACAAUCAACGACAAAGGGAUUGGAGGGAUUUUUCACAACGAAAUUGGUAAUCUCGCCUACAUGUGUUCUACCGAUGACAAUCCAUUGCCUGGUCUAAUAUCACCGCAGGAAAGCACUUUGCAUUUUAUCAACUCCUCCGGAGACUGGAAUCGUACCUUAAGCGUCCCUCACUAG